AUGCACUGGAAGACAACCCUUUUUACCGUCUUCGGCCUGGCAAACCUCUGCAAAGGUGCCUCUAUUAAUCAAUACAAACCGGCGCAUACCCAGUACUACAACUCAAAGUCGGCUCCCUAUUAUGUAUCUCCUAGCGGCAUCCCUGAAGUCUCCUUCGAUGUCGGCGAAAGCUACGCCGGCUUGAUGCCCGCAAACCCAAAACUAACAGGCAUCAACGACCCGAAAUUCUUCUUCUGGUUCUUCCCCACCGUCAAUCCCAGUGGCAAGGAUGAUGUGGUCAUCUGGUUCAACGGAGGACCCGGGUGCUCGUCUCUGGAAGGCCUCACGCAAGAGAACGGACCCUUCUCCUGGAAGUAUGGAACCUACAAGCCCAUGCCCAAUGCUUGGUCAUGGCACAAACUAGCCAAUGUCAUCUGGGUGGAAUAUCCUAUCGGAACAGGCUUUUCAAGUGGCCGCGUCACCGCCAAGAACAACGCAGAGACUGCAGCUCAAUUCCUCACCUUCUGGAAGACGCUGGUUGACACGUUUGGCCUUCACAACAAGAAGAUUUACGUCACAGGCGAAAGCUACGCUGGCGUUUACGUACCAUACGUCGGCGCGGCCAUGCUGGAAAAGAAGGACAAGACGUACUUUGACGUGCACGGCGCUUUGUACUACGACCCUGUGAUGCCAUACUCCGACAAGCUGGCCUUCGACCAUGCGUCGUUCCCAGGCUUCUUCCGCCAUUGGGAAAGUGUCUUUGCCAUUCCGGAUAAGAAUAAGAAGAUUCUCGACAAAAACAACAAGGACUGUGGGCUCGAUGCGUACUUGGACUCUCAUCUAACCUACCCUCCGCCCAAGAUGCCCUGGAAGCCCGCACAAGUCCAGGGAUGCGACAUCAUUGCCAAUUUUGAUGACAUCAAAACCGUCAUAAACCCCUGUUUCAACGUCUACCAUGUCCUGGAUACAUGUCCUGUACUAUGGGAUAUUUUGGGAUUCCCCUCUGUUGAAUACACCCCUCCUGGCGCAACACUGUUCUUCAACAUUCCUGGUGUUCGCAAGGCCAUCCAUGCCCCUUCAGCGCCCAAAGAGUGGGCGUCUUGUUCAGGCCCGGUAUUUAUCGACAAUAACGAUAACUACGACCCUGUCGAGCAUGAGAAGAAACUUCAGACGCUUAUCGAGAAGACAGGUAAUGUCCUCAUUGGAUCUGGCGUUGCGGACUAUAUCAUCCAGCCAAACGCGACGGCACUGGCAGUCCAGGCACUCAAGUGGAACGGCAAACAAGGAUUCCAGAAGCCUCCCAAGGAUGAGUUUGUGCUUCCGUCCAUCACAAACGAUGACAAGAACGUGCCCAAUUGGUCGGGCGGUAGUGUUCAGGGUUCAGUUCAUUCUGAGAGAGGCUUCACGCUUGCAACGGUCAAGACGAGUGGACACAUGGUACCGCAAUAUGCUCCGGCGGCUGCUUUCAGGCAGUUGGAGUUUAUCCUCGGGCGAGCAAAGUCGCUUUCAGAACCCGAGCCAUUCUCUGUCAAUAUUUCCACGUCCUUCAACUGGCCGUAUUGA
Fusarium keratoplasticum is the source of this 1542-nucleotide messenger RNA. RefSeq names its product Carboxypeptidase. Lineage: Eukaryota; Fungi; Ascomycota; Sordariomycetes; Hypocreales; Nectriaceae. The transcript has 4 exons. Gene Ontology annotation, molecular function: serine-type carboxypeptidase activity. The record is from RefSeq and is a predicted model, not a curated record. Gene Ontology annotation, biological process: proteolysis. Bases 1 to 1542 code for a protein of 513 amino acids.